AGCCUCACUGCUGUGUGUCGCUGCUUGGGAAGGAGGAUUUAAACUUCCGGCACUGUCAUGGCGGCGUGGUGGUGCCUCUGAUUGAGAAACGGGAGAAUAACAAACCGCCCCCACCUAUCGGCUAUUUUAUAUGUAUUUGAGGAUUUACCACUCGCCGUUCUGAAGAAAUACACAAUUCACGGGGGGAUAAGCAGAAGCCCGUCGCGGCUGCGUCUUGGCCCGCCAUGGCUGCACAUAAACCCGUAGAAUGGGUUCAGGCCGUAAUUAAUAGAUUUGACGAGCAGCUUCCGGUCAAAGUGGGCCAGCAGAACACGCACACCAAAGUGAGCACGGAGCACAACAAGGAGUGUCUGAUCAACAUCUCCAAGUACAAGUUCUCCCUGGUCAUCAGCGGCCUCACCAACAUACUCAAGAAUGUCAACAACAUGCGAAUAUUUGGGGAGACGGCGGAGAAGAACUUAUACCUCUCUCAGCUCAUCAUCCUGGAUACUCUGGAGAAGUGCCUCGCAGGGCAACCUAAGGACUGUAUGCGUCUGGAUGAGACGAUGCUGGUGAAGCAGUUAUUGCCAGAGAUCUGCCACUUCAUCCACACGUAUCGCGAGGGCCACACCUACGCAGCCCAGCUCAGGGCCUCCGCAUCCGGGGUGCUCUUCUCCCUCAGCUGCAACAACUUCAACGCCGUCUUCAGCCGAAUAUCUACCAGGCUUCAAGAACUGACCAAUUGCUCUGAGGACACGGUAGAUGUGCACGACAUAGAGCUCAUCCAGUACAUCAAUGUGGACUGUGCCAAACUCAAGAGGCUACUACAAGAGACCGUGUUCAAGUUCAAAGCCCUGAAGAAGCCAGCGCAGCUCAGUGUCAUCAACAGUCUGGAAAAGGCGUUUUGGAAUUGGGUGGAGAAUUAUCCAGACGAGUUCACAAAGCUCUAUCAGAAACCACAAGCAGAAAUGGCAGAGUGUGCGGAGAAGUUGUUUGACCUGGUGGACAGCUUUGCGGAGAGUGCCAAGAGGAAGGCGGCCGUGUGGCCGCUGCAGAUCAUCCUGCUCAUCCUCUGCCCCGACAUCCUGCAGGCACUCUCACGAGACACCGUGGACGAGAGCAAAGCCAACAAGAAGCACUUCCUGGACAACCUGCGUAAGGCUCUGGUUGGCCACGGCGGUAGCAAGCAGCUGACGGAGAGCUCAGCCAUCGCCUGCGUGAAGCUCUGCAAGGCCUCCACCUACAUCAACUGGGAGGACCACUCCAACAUCUUCCUUCUCAUACAGCCUAUUGUGGUGGACCUCAAGGCCUUGCUGUUCAACCCCACCAAGCCGUUCUCCCGGGGGGCGGGCAGCCAGAGUGCAGAUGUGGACCUCAUGAUCGACUGCUUCGUAUCCUGCUUUCGCAUCAACCCCCAUAACAACCAGCACCUCAAGGUGUGCCUGGCCUCCUCUUCUCCCGCCACCUUCCACUUUGUACUGGUCCACUCCCUCCACAGGAUCAUCACCAACUCCCCUCUAGACUGGUGGCCUAAGAUCGACGCGGUGUACUGCUACUCAGGGGAGCUGCGCAGCAUGUUUCUGGACACGCUGGGACGCCUCACACAGGCCUGCACCACACACACACACGCCCCGCUCAAGAUGACCUCGAGCCUGACGUUUAAGGAGAAGAUCGGCAGUUUGAAGCUGAGGGAGAAGACCACAGACGUGGACACCAGGAGCCACAACCUGCUGCUGGCCCUCGUCAAACUCAUACACGCAGAUCCCAAACUCAUGCUGCACAACCCCGGUAAGCAGGGUGCGGACAUCCAGAGCAGCACCGAGGGGCUGAUCACAGGCCUGGUACAGCUGGUACCGCUGGCCAACAUGGGGGACAUCUCACAAGAGGCCAUGGAGGCUCUGUUGGUGCUCCAUCAGCCUGAGACCAUUGAGCUGUGGAAUCCAGACGCUCCCAUAGAAACCUUCUGGGACAUCAGUUCGCAGGUGCUGUUUGCGAUCUGCAAGAAGCUGACGGGCCACCAGAUGAUGGGCAGUACGGAGGUCCUCAAGUGGCUCAGGGAGAUCCUCAUCUGCAGGAACAAGUUCCUCCUCAGAAACAAGGACCGUGUGACGGCGGGCAGCAGCAUCCCCAUCUGUCGUCAGGCAGGCACGGUGCUGGAGGUCUGCCUCUACAUGUUCCUCUGGAGCCCAGACAUGGAGGCCGUGCUGGUGGCCAUGUCCUGCUUCAGACACCUGUGUGAGGAGGCGGAGCUGCGGUGUGGUGUGGACGACCUGCCCGUCCAGAGCCUGCUGCACAACUACAACACCUUCAUGGAGUUCGCAUCCGUCAGCAACAUGAUGGCGACAGGUCGCUCAGCGCUUCAGAAGAGAGUGAUGGCUCUGCUGAGACGGAUAGAACACCCAACGGCAGGAAACAUCGAGGCCUGGGAGGACACCUACAGGAAAUGGGACCAUGCCACCAAACUACUUGUAAACCAGCCAAAGUCUAAGCUAGAAGAUGGGCAGACGGCCUUCUUCCAGGAGUGGAUCAACAUGACGGGCUUCCUGUGUGCCCUGGGCGGCGUGUGUCUGCAGCAGAGGACCACGCCGUUGCUAGGCACCUACAGCCCGCCCAUGGGCUCGCUGGGCUCGGAGCGCAAGGGCUCCAUCAUGUCCAUGGGCUCCUGCGACGGCGCCUCGGAGACCCCGCUCAGCAAGUUCCUGGACCGGCUGCUGUCGCUGAUGGUGUGCAACCACGAGAAGGGGCUGCAGAUCCGCACCAACGUCAAGGACCUGGUGGGCCUGGAGCUCAGCCCGGCGCUCUACCCCAUGCUCUUCAACAAGCUCAAGAACAGCAUCAGCCGAUUCUUCGACACGCAGGGCCGCGUUCCAAUAAAUGACACAAACACACAGUUUGUGGAGCAGACCAUCGCUAUCAUGAAGAACCUGCUGGACAAUCACACUGAGGGCAGCUCAGAACACCUGGGCCAGGCCAGCAUAGAGACCAUGAUGCUGAACCUCGUCAGGUAUGUGCGUAUCCUUGGCAACAUGGUGCAUGCCAUCCAGAUCAAGACCAGGCUGUGUCAGCUGGUGGAGGUGAUGAUGGAGCGCAGAGACGACCUGUCCUUCUGCCAGGAGAUGAAGUUCAGGAAUAAGAUGGUGGAGUACCUAACAGACUGGGUGAUGGGUACGUCCAACCAGGCCGCAGACGACGACGUCAAGUGUCUCAUGAGGGACCUGGACCAGGCCAGUAUGGAGGCGGUAGUGUCCCUGCUGGCAGGCCUCCCCCUGCAGCCUGAGGAGGGCGACGGGGUGGAGCUCAUGGAGGCCAAGUCACAACUCUUUCUCAAGUACUUCACGCUCUUCAUGAACCUGCUGAACGACUGCAGUGAGGUGGAGGAUGACGGGCAGCAGGUGGCGGGUCGAAAGAGGGGCAUGUCACGCCGCCUGGCAUCCCUACGCCACUGCACCAUCCUCGCCAUGUCCAACCUGCUCAACGCCAACGUGGACAGCGGACUCAUGCACUCCAUAGGUCUGGGCUACCAUAAGGAUCUGCAGACCCGAGCCACCUUCAUGGAGGUGCUGACCAAGAUCCUGCAGCAGGGUACGGAGUUCGACACGUUGGCGGAGACGGUGCUGGCCGACCGCUUCGAACGGCUGGUGGAGCUGGUGACCAUGAUGGGGGACCAGGGGGAGCUGCCCAUCGCCAUGGCGCUCGCUAACGUGGUGCCCUGCUCGCAGUGGGAUGAGCUGGCGCGUGUGCUGGUGACGCUGUUCGACUCGCGGCACCUGCUGUACCAGCUGCUGUGGAACAUGUUCUCCAAGGAGGUGGAGCUGGCCGACUCCAUGCAGACGCUCUUCAGGGGCAACAGCCUGGCCAGCAAGAUCAUGACCUUCUGCUUCAAGGUGUAUGGCGCCACCUAUCUGCAGAAGCUAUUAGAGCCGCUGCUGAGGUCUGUCAUCACAGCUCCUGAGUGGCAGAUGAUCUGCUUCGAGGUGGACCCCACCAGGCUGGAGGCGGGUGAGUGCUUGGAGGAGAACCAGAGGAGUCUUCGGCAGAUGACCCAGCGCUUCUUCCAGGCCAUCCUCAGCUCCUCCACCGAGUUCCCCCCGCAGCUACGCAGCGUAUGCCACUGCCUCUUCCAGGCAACUUGUCAUUCCCUCCUGAGCAAAGCGUCUGUCAAAGAAAUUAAUAAGGAGGGAAAGAGAUCCGUGGUGAGCCAGCGCUUCCCCCAGAACAGCAUCGGGGCGGUGGGCAGUGCCAUGUUCCUGCGCUUCAUCAACCCCGCCAUCGUCUCCCCGUAUGAGGCGGGCAUCCUGGACAAGAAGCCGCAGCCGCGAGUGGAGAGGGGACUCAAACUCAUGUCCAAGAUUCUGCAGAGUAUUGCCAACCACGUGCUGUUCACCAAGGAGGAGCACAUGAGGCCCUUUAACGACUUUGUCAAAAGCAAUUUCGACGCUGCCAGGAAGUUUUUCUUGGACAUUGCGUCCGACUGCCCGGCCAGUGACUCGGUCAACCACAGCCUCUCCUUCAUCAGCGACGGAAACGUCCUCGCUCUGCACCGGCUGCUGUGGAACAACCAGGAGAAGAUCGGACAGUACCUCUCCAGCAACAGGGACCAUAAGGCGGUGGGGCGGCGGCCGUUUGACAAGAUGGCCACCCUGCUGGCCUACCUGGGCCCUCCGGAGCACAAGCCAGUGGCCGACACACACUGGUCCAGCCUCAACCUCACCAGCUCCAAGUUCGAGGAGUUCAUGACCAGGCACCAGGUCCAUGAGAAAGAGGAGUUCAAAGCGCUCAAGACCCUCAACAUCUUCUACCAGGCUGGCACCUCCAAGAACGGGAACCCUGUCUUUUACUACAUCACACGAAGGUUUAAGACCGGCCAGAUCAACGGAGACCUCCUCAUCUACCACGUGCUCCUGACCCUGAAGCCGUACUACGCCAAGCCCUACGAGAUUGUAGUGGACCUGACCCACGCCGGCCCCAGCAACCGCUUCAAGACCGACUUCCUAUCCAAGUGGUUCGUGGUGUUCCCGGGCUUCGCCUACGAGAACGUGGCCGCCAUCUACAUCUACAACUGCAACACGUGGGUGCGCGAGUACACCAAGUACCACGAGCGGCUGCUCACGGGCCUCAAGGGCAGCAAGAAGCUGCUGUUCAUCGAUUCGCCGCCGCGACUCGCCGAACACGUGGAGCCCGAUCAGCAGAAGCUGCCCGCCGCCACGCUCGCCCUGGAGGAGGACCUCAAGGUCUUCCACAACGCCCUCAAGCUCGCCCACAAGGACACCAAAGUCUCCAUCAAGGUGGGUUCCAACGCGGUGCAGGUGACGUCGGCGGAGCGGACGCGCGUCCUGGGCCAGUCGGUCUUCCUCAACGACAUCUACUACGCCUCGGAGAUCGAGGAGAUCUGCCUGGUGGACGAGAACCAGUUCACGCUGACCAUCGCCAACCAGGGCACGCCGCUCACCUUCAUGCACCAGGAGUGCGAGGCCAUCGUCCACUCCAUCAUCCACAUCCGCACGCGCUGGGAGCUCUCGCAGCCCGACUCCAUCCCGCAGCACACCAAGAUCCGGCCCAAGGACGUGCCGGGCACCCUGCUCAACAUCGCCCUGCUCAACCUGGGCAGCUCGGACCCCAGCCUCAGGUCGGCAGCCUACAACCUGCUGUGCGCCCUGACCUGCACGUUCAACCUGAAGAUCGAGGGCCAGCUGCUGGAGACGUCGGGGCUCUGCAUCCCGGCCAACAACACGCUCUUCAUCGUGUCCAUCAGCAAGACGCUGGCAGCCAACGAGCCACACCUCACCCUGGAGUUCCUGGAGGAGUGCAUCUCCGGCUUCAGCAAGUCCAGCAUCGAGCUGAAGCACCUGUGUCUGGAGUACAUGACGCCCUGGCUCCUCAACCUGGUGCGCUUCUGCAAGCACAACGACGACGCCAAGCGCCAGCGCGUCACCGCCAUCUUGGACAAGCUCAUCACCAUGACGAUCAACGAGAAGCAGAUGUACCCCUCCAUCCAGGCCAAGAUCUGGGGCAGCCUGGGGCAGAUCACAGACCUGCUGGACGUUGUGCUGGACAGCUUCAUCAAGACGAGUGCUACAGGAGGCCUGGGCUCCAUCAAGGCAGAGGUCAUGGCGGACACCGCAGUCGCCCUCGCCUCCGGCAACGUCAAGCUCGUCUCCAGCAAGGUGAUCAUCCGCAUGUGCAAGAUCAUCGACAAGACGUGCCUGUCGCCGACGGCGACGCUGGAGCAGCACCUGAUGUGGGACGACAUCGCCAUCCUGGCGCGCUACAUGCUCAUGUUGUCCUUCAACAACUCUCUGGACGUGGCGGCCCACCUGCCCUACCUCUUCCACGUGGUCACGCUGCUGGUGGCCACCGGACCCCUCUCGCUCAGGGCCUCCACGCACGGCCUCGUCAUCAACAUCAUACACUCCCUCUGCACGUGCUCACAGCUCAACUUCAGCGAGGAGACAAAGCAGGUGCUGCGUCUGAGCCUGACGGAGUUCUCGCUGCCCAAGUUCUACCUGCUGUUUGGCAUCAGCAAGGUGAAGUCCGCUGCCGUCAUCGCCUUCCGCUCCAGCUACCGCGACCGCUCCUUCUCGCCCGGCUCCUACGAGAGGGAGACCUUCGCCCUGACGUCGCUGGAGACCGUCACCGAGGCCCUCCUCGAGAUCAUGGAGGCCUGUAUGAGGGACAUUCCUGGCUGCCGCUGGCUGGAUCAGUGGACAGAGCUGGCCCAAAAGUUUGCGUUCCAGUAUAACCCGUCUCUGCAGCCGCGGGCCCUGGUGGUGUACGGCUGCAUCAGCAAGCGCGUCAGCCACGGCCAGAUCAAGCAGAUCCUGCGCAUCCUCAGCAAGGCCAGCCAGCUGCUCAGCAUCGACAGAGGUCUGGAGAGCUGUCUGAAGGGUCCUGAUAGCUACAACAGCCAGACGCUGAUCGAGGCAACAGUCAUCGCCCUCACCAAGCUACAACCCCUUCUCAACAAGGACUCUGCGAUGCACAAGGCCUUGUUCUGGGUGGCGGUGGCUGUACUGCAGCUGGACGAGGUGAACCUCUACUCAGCAGGCACCGCACUACUGGAACAAAACCUGCACACACUCGACAGCAUGCACGUCUUCAACGACAAGAGUCCCUCGGAGGUCUUCAUGGAUAUUCGGCGUCCUCUGGAAUGGCACUGUAAGCAGAUGGACCACUUUGUCGGCCUCAACUUCACAUCCAACUUCAACUUCGCCCUCGUAGGACACCUGCUCAAAGGCUACAGGCACCCGUCCCCCACCACGGUGGCUCGUACGGUCCGCAUCCUGCACACCCUGCUGGGCCUGGUGGGGAAGCACCGGCAGUGCGACCGCUUCGAGGUCAACACCCAGAGUGUGGCCUACCUGGCAGCUCUCCUGACGGUCUCGGAGGAAGUGCGCAGCCGGUGCCGUCUGAAGCACAGGAAGUCCCUGUCCCUGCCCGACAUCACCAUGGAGACCAUCCCCAUGGACACCUACGUGGUGCCUCACAGCGACCUCAGCUGCAGGACGUUACGGGAGAACCAGCCGUGGACGUCUCCCAACGUAUCGGACCGGUACCUGACGGCCCACUACGCCACGGUGGGGCAGGUCAGCCCGCGGACCCGCAAGUCCAUGAGCCUGGACAUGGGCCAGCCCUCGCAGGCCAAUACCAAGAAACUGCUGGGAACCAGGAAGAGCUUCGACCACCUGAUGCCCGACACCAAGGCCCCCAAGAGGGCGGAGAUGGAGGGAGGCAUCACUACGCCCCCCAAGAUGCGCAGGGUGGCCGAGAACGACUACGAGAUGGAGCCCCAGCGCAUCUCUCAGCAUCAGCAGCUGAGGAAGGUUUCUGUGUCGGAGUCCAACGUGCUGCUGGACGAGGAAGUCCUGACCGACCCCAAGAUACAGGCCCUGCUACUCACCGUGCUGGCCACCCAGGUGAAGAACACCACAGAUGAGUUUGAUCAGAGGAUCCUGUACGAGUUCUUGGCCGAGGCCAGCGUAGUCUUCCCUAAGGUCUUUCCGGUCGUGCACAACCUUUUGGACUCUAAGAUCAACACGCUGCUGUCCAUGUGCCAGGACCCCAACCUGCUGAACCCCGUACACGGCAUCGUGCAGAGCGUCAUCUACCACGAGGAGUCGCCGCCCCAGUACCAGCCCUCAUACCUGCAGAGUUUGGGCUUUAAUGGACUUUGGAGGUUUGCGGGGCCGUUCUCAAAGCAAACUCAGAUCCCCGACUACGCAGAGCUGAUCGUGAAGUUCCUGGACGCGCUGAUCGAGUCCUACCUGCCGGGCAUCGAGGAGGAGGCCAGCGAGGAGGCGCUGCGGACCCCCACCUCCCCGUACCCCCCCACCGUGCCCAGCCAGCUCAGCAUCGCCGCCAACCUCAACUUAUCAAACUCCAUGACCUCGCUGGCCACCUCGCAACACGCGCCGGGCAUCGACAAGGAGAACGUGGAGCUGUCCCCGAGCUCGUCCCUGGGCGGGGGCGUCGGCAUCGGGGGUGGCAGGGGCGGGGCCAGCCGGGCGCGUCACGGCUCCACCAGCCAGGUGCAGAAGCAGCGCAGCACGGGCUGCUUCAAACGCUCCAGCAUCAAGAAGCUGGUGUGACGCCCGCCGCCGUGACCGCGCCGCGCCCGGGCCGCCACCGGUGCCCGUCUUGAACGCCACCUAACCAAAAUCGCCACUCUUCUCUCUCUACGCCUCACCACCACACAACCUGUGCAAGUGGUGCAAGCUAACCUAGCCUAGCCUAGCCUGGCUUAGCCUAGCCUAGCCUUGCCUGGCCGGCUAGACCGCUGGUGUUUUUGGGCCAGUUGUGACUUGCUGGGCUUUUUUGUGUUUGUUUCGAGAGAAAAGAACAAACCGACGAACCGUCUUCUUGGGUUUUUGCCGUCCCGUCCUCGAGGGCAGCUGUAGGAGGAGGAUGUUGUUUUUUGGGGGCAAGUUAGCGGAUUACCGUGUCGUUACUCUACAAGGGUCCAGUGUUUUAGUAUGUUUUUGAAGGGACAUGAACACACCUCCGUAUUAUGUAUGGGGGUUUGUAUUACGUGUAUGUGUGAGGAAGACGUGUAGGUGUAUGCACACACACACACACACACACACACACACACACACACACACACACACACACACACACACACACACACACACACACACACACACACACACACUCAAACCCAUGUGUUUGUUUGACAUAACGGAACACUCAAAUAAGUGCCAUGACGAUGUCUGCAAAUUACGUUGGGUUUCGUAGAGCAGUGGACAUACCUUUGCCUGCUCUGCCAUCGACUGCAUUCUGUUUUCAAGCAGAACUAUUCUUGAGUUUGCACAUCAAUGACAUGUCGUUUCAUCAUUUUAACUUCCACUUAACUUCUGCCUUUUUUAACGGGACACUUUCUGGAUAAAGGCUAAAGAGGAUCGGAGGGGAUGUGUGGUUGGAAGUCAGGACUCUGCCCUCUUUGGGGACAGCCAAUCAUAAAAGAGCUGAGGAGGGGUCUCGACCAAUCACCGAAGGGCAGAGGAGGAGCCUUGGCCAACCACAGAGGGGCAGAGGAGUGCUCUCGGCAGGCCCCUCCCACAUCCUGUUGUCUUAGCCCUCAUCCUGACUUCUGAGGCAACUUCAACGUUGCAUUCCGGAGGACCCCACUACUACUACUACCCCUUGCAAACCGUCAUUUUUUUGAGAAAUAAGACAAUAUUCAGUACAAGAAUUCUAUUCAGUAGCCACUCCUUAAAAAUGUAAAAGAACAAACAAUCUCUGUUACCCUCACAUACACCUCCAACCAAACGUCACACCACACAACACACCACACCACACCACCACACCUCACACCCAGAUAACACCACACACCACACCACACCACAUCCCGAUAACGCCACACACCACCACACCUCACACCCAGAUAAACACCACACCACACACCACACCACACCUCACACCCAGACAACACACCACCACACCACACCUCUCACCCAGAUAACACCACACACCACACCACACCACAGCACCGUAGAGCUCCAGGUGAAGGACCCAGGGCCAAGGACAGGAGAGAACGACAGGUAGUGAGGCCCAGUGAGGACACAUGUGAUGGGCCUCUGGCGUAAAAAAAAGGACUUCAGAGAAUGCGUUUUCUGGUGUGUGUAGGAUGCAUUCUCCAGUGUCUCUGAGAUGCCGUCUCCAGCGUCUCUGAGAUGCCGUCUCCAGCGUCUCUGAGAUGCCGUCUCCAGCGUCUCUGAGAUGCCGUCUCCAGCGUCUCUGAGAUGCCGUCUCUAGCGUCUCUGAGAUGCCGUCUCCAGCGUCUCUGAGGUGCCGUCUCCAGUGUCUGGAGAGAUGGAGCCUGUUGUUGUAGUCUGCUGGUCUGGUCUGUCUGUUUGUUUCUUCCAUAUCGAGACGAGAGCUGCCUGCUGUACUGUACUGCAGGUGUUGAGUUCACCGUCUCACAGCUGUUCUCCUUUCCUCUCCUGCUCUGCUCUGCUGAGGGACAUGGCAGCCUGUCGGCCACGUGUGGGAUACAGAUGCAGUGUGCAGUACAGCUGUGUCAAAAUGCUGCAUUUCC
This is a messenger RNA of Engraulis encrasicolus (European anchovy), 10513 nucleotides long. It is a transcript of the gene nf1b, whose product is annotated as neurofibromin 1b. Gene Ontology annotation, biological process: regulation of GTPase activity. NCBI's taxonomy places the organism in Eukaryota, Metazoa, Chordata, Actinopteri, Clupeiformes, Engraulidae. Bases 225 to 8564 code for a protein of 2779 amino acids. The record is from RefSeq and is a predicted model, not a curated record. The transcript has 59 exons.